Ictidomys tridecemlineatus (thirteen-lined ground squirrel) is the source of this 977-nucleotide messenger RNA. The record is from RefSeq and is a predicted model, not a curated record. Lineage: Eukaryota; Metazoa; Chordata; Mammalia; Rodentia; Sciuridae.
GAAUUCCAUCUCAUGAGCCUCUCAGAGGAUCCAGACCUGCAGCCCCUGCUCUUUGGACUGUUCCUGUCCAUGUACCUGGUCACAGUGCUUGGGAACCUGCUCAUCAUCCUGGCUGUGAGCUCUGACCCCCACCUCCACAACCUCAUGUACUUCUUCCUCUCCAAUCUGUCCUUGGCUGACAUCUGCUUCAUCUCCACUACAAUCCCAAAGAUGCUGGUGAACAUUCGAACUCAUGGCGGAGCCAUCUCUUAUGUCGGCUGCCUGACACAGAUGUCUUUUUUCAUCCUUUUUGGAAAUAUGGAUAGUAUGCUACUUACUGUGAUGGCCUAUGACCAUUUUGUGGUCAUUUGUCACCCCCUGCAAUAUCCAGUAGUUAUGAACCCUCACCUUUGUGGCUUCUUGGUUUUGUUGACAUUUUUGUUUAUUCGUUUGGAAUCCCAGCUGCACAAUUUGAUUGUCUUACAAUUUACCUACUUCAAGGAUGUGGAAAUUGCGAAUUUCUUCUGUGACCCUUCUCAACUACUUGGUCUUGCCUGUUCUGGUACCUCUUCUAAUGAUAUAGUCAUGCACUUUGUCGGUGCUGUAUUUUGGGGCUUUCCCAUCUCUGGGAUUCUUUUAUCUUACUAUAAAAUUAUUUCCUCAGUUCUUAGCAACCCAUCCACUGGUGGAAAGCAUAUAGCCUUCUCCACAUGUGGGUCUCACGUGUCAGUUGUCUGUCUGUUUUCUGGAACAGGGCUUGGUGUGUACCUUGGCUCAACUGUAUCACAUUCUCCCAAGAAGAGUACAGGGGCCUCAGUGAUGUACACUGUGGUCACCCCCAUGCUGAACCCCUUCAUCUACAGCCUGAGGAACAGGGAGAUUAAAGGUGCCCUGAGGAGGCUACACAGCAGGAUGAUCUAACCCCAGGUCCUGUAGCAUACAUUUGCAAUGGAGGCUGGGAAAGUCAACAAAACUAAACAUGUUGAAUGUAAAUCACA